This is a messenger RNA of Exophiala viscosa, 1638 nucleotides long. RefSeq names its product GMP synthase. The coding region runs from base 1 to 1638 and encodes 545 amino acids. The transcript is spliced from 2 exons. Gene Ontology annotation, molecular function: GMP synthase (glutamine-hydrolyzing) activity; GMP synthase activity; ATP binding. Gene Ontology annotation, cellular component: cytosol. Gene Ontology annotation, biological process: GMP biosynthetic process. The record is from RefSeq and is a predicted model, not a curated record. Lineage: Eukaryota; Fungi; Ascomycota; Eurotiomycetes; Chaetothyriales; Herpotrichiellaceae.
AUGGCUGUCAAUGGCGAAGCAGAUGGCGACGUGGUCAAUGUACCCGCCCAGACAUUCGACACGAUCCUCGUCCUCGACUUUGGAUCGCAAUAUUCGCAUUUGAUAACGCGACGACUUCGAGAGUUGAAUGUCUACUCUGAGAUGCUACCAUGUACACAAAAGAUUGCUGAUCUGCAUUUCCGACCUAAAGGCAUCAUACUGUCCGGCGGACCCUAUUCUGUCUACGAAGAUGGUGCACCGCACGUUGAUCCUGCAGCCUUUGAUCUGGGUGUCCCUAUCCUGGGUAUCUGCUACGGCUUACAAGAAAUCGCUUGGCAUAACGGGAAAAACGUGGUUGCGGGCGAGAAGAGAGAAUAUGGUCAUGCAUACCUCAAGAUCGAAAGACAUCAAGGCAAGGAAGAGCAUAUUGAUCGCCUGUUUGAGGGCAUCCAGGACGAUGUUGAGGUGUGGAUGAGUCAUGGUGACAAGCUGUCCAAGCUGCCAGAAGGCUUCCAUCCCAUCGCGAGCACAGCAAAUGCUCCGUUUGCAGGUAUCGCAAGCACAGAUAAGCCAUACUUUGGGAUUCAGUUCCAUCCAGAGGUGACUCAUACACCUCGAGGCAAGGAGAUCUUGGGCAACUUCGCUGUCAAAAUCUGCAAAGCGCGACAAGAUUGGACCAUGGAGAAGUUCGUGGACCAAGAGAUCGAGCGCAUUCGGGCAAUGGUUGGACCCAAGGGCCAAGUCAUUGGUGCCGUUUCUGGCGGCGUGGAUUCUACAGUCGCCGCCAAAUUGAUGCAAGAAGCUAUCGGUGACCGAUUUCAUGCCGUUUUGGUCGACAAUGGCGUUCUCAGACUCGACGAAGCUAAGACCGUGAAAGAGACCCUGACUCAGCACCUCGGCAUCAAUCUCACUGUGAUCGACGCAAGCGACCUGUUCCUCGGCAAGCUAAAAGGUGUCUCAGAUCCAGAAACGAAGCGCAAAAUCAUUGGAAAUACCUUCAUUGAGGUAUUCCAGGACAAGGCCAAAGCCAUCGCUGAAGCUGCUGCCAACUCUUCGAGGGCUGGCGAGAUCGAGUGGCUUCUGCAGGGCACUCUCUACCCCGACGUGAUCGAGAGCAUAUCCUUCAAAGGACCUUCUGCAACCAUCAAGACACAUCACAAUGUUGGUGGUCUGUUGAAGGGUAUGCAUCUGAAGCUCAUUGAGCCUCUGAGAGAGCUUUUCAAGGAUGAGGUGAGAGCAUUAGGUACGAACUUGGGCAUUCCGGAACAUCUCGUCUGGAGGCAUCCAUUCCCGGGUCCAGGUCUCGCGAUCCGCAUUCUUGGUGAAAUCAACGAGGGCCAGCUCAAGAUUGCCCGACACGCGGACAAAAUCUUCAUUGACGAAAUCGAGGCAGCUGGUUUGUACAGAAAGAUCUCUCAAGCUUUUGCAGCUCUGUUACCGGUCAAAGCAGUCGGAGUCAUGGGAGACAAGAGAGUGCACGCUCAAGUUAUCGCCCUGCGUGCCGUGGAGACGACGGACUUCAUGACGGCUGACUGGUUCCCCUUCGAUGGCGAGUUCCUGAAGAGAGUGAGCAGACGUAUCGUGAAUGAGGUCGACGGAGUGUGCCGAGUGCUGUACGACGUUACCAGUAAGCCUCCUGGUACCAUUGAGAUGGAGUAG